AUUUGAAUUGUUUUUUUUAUUGACAGUAUUUGUAAAUCAUGGGGAUUAUAAAAAAAUAAUAGUUUUUCUAAAUGUUUAGUGCUUUACAAUAAUUAUAAUAGUGGUUUUUACGGAUUUGUGGUAUUAAUACAGUCAUAUCCCAAUACGCACAAAAUGGUGAUAACAAAUUAGAGGAAAUAAGUAAAUUUAAAAGAUGUUGAACCUAUAAACAGAAAAAAAACCUUUAUAAGCAAACUAAUGUUUAUAUGUUUUUGGAAAAUUACUUCUGUACACUUUUCCAAUUUUUAUUCUUACAUUAUAUAUAAGAUAAAUUAUCAAUACUGUAAUGGAAGCGAUGCCAAGGCUUGAAUUUGAAAGAGACCUGCAUAAGAAGUUUCUUAACAGGUUUCUGCAUGCAAGGAUUCCAUCAUAUUUAGCCAAUUUAGAUACAAAUAGGGCUGUUAUUAUGUUUUUUUGUGUAGCUGGUUUAGAUGUACUAAGUGAAAUCCAAAAUAUUGAUGUAGAAUGUAAAGAACAAAUGAUUAACUGGCUAUAUAGCUUGCAAGUAGAUUCAGAACCUUACAGUGGUUUUCAAGGCUCUUCAACAUUAAAUACCGCAGAAAAUCAAGGAAUUGAUGCACCUUAUAAAUGGGGGCAUAUAGCCACAACUUAUUCGGCCCUACUAGCCUUGUUAAUACUGGGGGAUGAUUUGAGUAAAAUAAAGAAGGAUAAGAUUAUUAGCAGUUUAAAAGCCUUGCAAUUACCAGAUGGCUCUUUUAAAGCAGCCAUUGAAGGUACAGAAAAUGAUAUGAGAUUCGUUUUUUGUGCAGCUUGUAUAUCAUAUAUUUUGAAUGAUUGGAGUGGUAUUGAUCUGGAGAGGAUGGUAGAUUUUAUAUUAAAGAGCAUAUCCUAUGAUGGAGGUAUAGGUCAAGGUCCAAGUCUUGAGAGUCAUUGUGGCUCAACUUUCUGUGCCUUAGCCUCUUUAGCAUUAAGCAAUAAUUUAAAUAGGCUGUCAAUAAGUCAAACUAGAAAUUUAAAAAGAUGGCUGUUGUUUCGUUUAGAAACAGGUUUUAAUGGCAGACCAAAUAAGCCAACUGAUACAUGUUACUCAUUUUGGACUGGAGGAAGCUUACAAAUAUUGAAUGCAUAUCAAUUUAUUGAGUCAGAUGAAAAUCCCAGUUUUGUUCUAAUGACUCAAGAUAAAUAUGGUGGAUUUGCUAAAUGGAUGACACGGUUGCGGUGUUUCACGGAAUUUCUUGGGGAGACACAAAAAAAACUGCAGAACUUGGUCUAGCAACAGUCAAGAACUGGCUGGAUUCUUUUAAAUUAAGUCUCAAUAGUCAAAAAACAAACUAUAUUGCAUUUUCUAUAACAGCUGCUAAUCGCCCCAGCUUUCAACAAAUUAAACUUGAAUUAAUUGAUAUCAAGGAAGUUUCAUUUAAUAAAUAUCUGGGUAUCAUUGUGGAUAAACAUUUAAAAUGGGACCAACACAUUCUAAAAUUAACAAAAAACAUCCGUAAACUUAUUUAUCGAUUUCAUAUUUUGAGAAAUAUCUUAAAUGAAAAACUACUAAUUUUAAUUUAUAAAUCCUUGGUUGAGUCCUUGUUAAGGUAUGGGGUGAUUGUCUGGGGAGGUCUAUACAAGAAUUGUUUAAAACAACUUAAUGUAGUAUAAAACUUUAUUUUAAAAGUUAUAUACAAAAAACAAAAAAGAUUUCCUACACAACAAUUAUAUUCUGAAGAAAUUUUUAAUAUACGCUCAAUUUACAUAUUGUCAACAUGCAUUUAUACACAUAAAUCAGAAAAAAUCAAGAAUUAUGUUAGUCAUUCCUACACAACCCGAAAUAAUAUAAACAGACACCUAAAAAUACCAAACAUAAAAAAAACUAUAGGGCAACGAUUUUUAGGAUACUUGUCCCCGAAAUUUUAUAACAUCUUACCAAACAGCUUAAAAAAUAUAAAUAAUAUUAAAAACUUUAGUAAGGUCUGUAGAAAAUUUAUUUAUUCAAAUAUAGAUAAAUUUAAUUUUUUUAAAUAGUUUUGGGAAGGGAAAUUUUAUUGGAGAAUUUUUGUUUAGUUGUAGAUUAUGGUUAGUUAUAUUUUAUAUUAUUACUAAAAUUUUG
Messenger RNA from Anthonomus grandis grandis, 2101 nucleotides. It is a transcript of the gene betaggt-I, whose product is annotated as geranylgeranyl transferase type-1 subunit beta. Gene Ontology annotation, molecular function: CAAX-protein geranylgeranyltransferase activity. The coding region runs from base 326 to 1273 and encodes 315 amino acids. Lineage: Eukaryota; Metazoa; Arthropoda; Insecta; Coleoptera; Curculionidae. Gene Ontology annotation, cellular component: CAAX-protein geranylgeranyltransferase complex. The record is from RefSeq and is a predicted model, not a curated record. The transcript is spliced from 9 exons. Gene Ontology annotation, biological process: protein geranylgeranylation.